Colossoma macropomum (tambaqui) is the source of this 3307-nucleotide messenger RNA. Its product is annotated as scavenger receptor cysteine-rich type 1 protein M130-like. The transcript is spliced from 9 exons. The record is from RefSeq and is a predicted model, not a curated record. The coding region runs from base 64 to 2142 and encodes 692 amino acids. Gene Ontology annotation, cellular component: membrane. Lineage: Eukaryota; Metazoa; Chordata; Actinopteri; Characiformes; Serrasalmidae.
CUCACUCAGUCAAGCGGACCCACCCAUCUCAUACAGACGGGCAGAGACGCUGGAUCAUAGACGAUGGAGCUCCAGUCUCCAGCAGCCGCGCUAACUGCUGUGAUACUGAUAAUCAUCUGCUCCACUGCAGAACCUGAUGUGAGACUGGUGGGUGGGAGCGGUCGCUGUGAUGGAGCAGUGGAGUUGCUUAGUAAUGGAUACUGGAGGAAAAUAUAUGGAGAUGGAUGGACCAGGACAGAAGCUGCUGUCGUGUGCAGACAGCUGGACUGCGGCUCUGCUGUUACAGCUACAGAGAGAGAGCCUAAGACAGAGGAAUAUGGUUUUUUUGCUCACUGUAAAGGAUCUGAGUCUGUGCUGAAUAAAUGCAGAUUUACUGGAGUUUAUGGAUCCUUCCCUUAUGCAGUAUCGGUGUGUUCAGACUCUGUGAGGCUUGUAGAUGGAGCUGGACGCUGCUCUGGGAGACUGGAGGUGAAGACCCAUCAGUCCUGGACCACAGUAUGUGAGGCUGACUUUGACUGGCUGGAUGCAGAGGUAGUCUGUAGAGAGCUGGACUGUGGGACUCCACUAACUCUACAGGGGGCGCUCUUUGGAGAAGGGAAACUCCCAUUUGGGAAGAAAGAAUCCCAGUGUAACGGCACAGAGAACCAUCUCCUCAACUGCAGCACCUCAGACAGAGAGGAGAACAUCUGCACACAUGGCAAAGCUGUGGGACUCACCUGUUCAGAGGUGAGACUGGUUAAUGGGAGCAGCAGCUGUGCUGGAACAGUGGAGGUGUUUCAUUAUGGAGACUGGAGGACAGUAAGAGAAGCUGGAUGGAGCAGGAGAAAGUCCGCUGUGGUGUGCAGACAGCUGGACUGUGGCUCUGCUGUUGCUGCUGAACAGAGAGAGCCUGAGGGAGAUGAGGAUAAACAGGGUGUUAUCACUUUCUGUGGCGGAUCUGAGUCGGCAGUGAGUGAAUGCAGGAUUUCAAACUAUUCUGGAAACUCCUCUGACGUGGUGUCCGUGUGUUCAGACUCUGUGAGGCUUGUAGAUGGAGCUGGACGCUGCUCUGGGAGACUGGAGGUGAAGUCCCAUCAGUCCUGGACCACAGUAUGUGAGACUGGCUUUGACUGGCAGGAUGCAGAGGUAGUCUGUAGGGAGCUGGACUGUGGGACUCCACUAACUCUACAGGGGGCGCUCUUUGGAGAAGGGAAACUCCCAUUUGGGACCAAAGAGUUCCAGUGUAAAGGCACAGAGAACCGUCUCCUCACCUGUAGAACCUCAAACAGAGAGGAGAACACCUGCACAGGCGGCAAAGCUGUGGGACUCACCUGUUCAGGACCUGAUGAUGUGAGACUGGUGGAGGAGGACAGUCGCUGUGCUGGAACAGUGGAGAUGUUUUAUAGUGGAGAGUGGAGGAAAGUAAAUGGAUAUAAAUGGUCCAUGCGUGAAACUGAUGUUGUGUGCAGACAGCUGGGCUGUGGCUCUGCUGUUGCAGCCACACACAGAGAGCCUGAGAAAAACCUGCCCAAAUGGGAUCCUAUGAUUGAGUGUGUAGGUUUUGAAACUGCACUGAGGGAAUGCAGCUUUGGAGUUAUUUUUCAUUCCCAGGACAGAGUUAGCGUGAUCUGUUCAGGAAUCCUGGUGCAGCCCAACAUCUCUGUCUCUGCUACCAUAAUAAUGUCCAGGGGUCUCCAGGGGUCAGAGGCGUUCAGGGGCCACAGCUUCACCAUCACCUGCUCCACUCAGCCGCAGUACCCAGGAGGCUCCUUCUACCUCAACCUGCCCUGGAGCAGCAGAAGCCACACCCAGACAGCUGUCAAUCACUCAGCCUCCUUCCUCUUUCCUGCUGCAGAUGAUUCCCACCAGGGGAACUACAGCUGUGUCUAUGAGAACCAAGUGAUCUUUCAGAAUAAGUUUAAAGUUCAAAGACGUUACGAUGAGUGGUCUCCUGGUCCUUUCAUCCAUAACUUCUCCUCUGAGAGUGAGCCUCUGUCCCUCAUCAUCACAGAUUCUCUAUCAUCUACAAUCAUCAACAUAAAGCUGCUGGUGGUCUUUGUGAUGCUGUUUCUGAUGCUGAUAACCUGCUUGACUAUCUUCCUGAUCUUCAAGACGAGGGGUUACUUCUUCAUUAGAAACACAUCAGGUGCAGUCCAGAGCUGAAGAGCAGCAGAAUGUGGAGAGAGGAGCUGGAGAGAAGCUGCCCAUAGACUUGGAGCAGGAGGCAGGAGGGGAAUUAGAUUCAUAGUCAGAGAGUUACUGAGAGUGUAAUGUGCAAAUGGGAAAAUCUGCUUCUAUUUCAGCUUGAAAAUACCAGAGCAAGAACACUGGAGACUUUAGAGCUUUGAAAACUUCACUUGGAAUUUGCACAUGGCACAAGUGACAUAUAGUUCUUAUAUCUACAUUACACAGUAUUUAGACCAUAUUGAUUAAAAUAAGUUCUGCAGCACCAAACAUUCUUUCAUCAAGUUAGUUUUUCAAAUGUUUGGCCACCACUGACCACAAAUUACAUAUUUAUGUGAAAAGAAAUAAAUACAACUUGUGUAGCAAACUAUUAAAACAUAACCUUUUUCUGCAAAUGUUAAUGCACAGUUUCUUUACUUGAUUAAUUUAAAAAGUAAAAAAAAAUAGCAAUUGCUGCAUGUGCAGUUUGGACACUUCUAGUUAUAACAUCUCAGACUUCAAUAGAUUUGUUAGGCUCAGGAUCAAGAAUGGGCAUUAAGAGUUGUCAGCUGAUGACAAUUCUAGAGUGUACUGCUUUCAUUGUUCGUAGAAGAGUCUUUUAAAGGUAACCUUACCGGCAACAUUAUAAGACUCAACAUCUAAAAUGAGAAAAAACAUUUAGGUAAGCCAUACGUGUUUGGAAACAAGUGCUUUGGACUGAUAAUGUAAAAAUUGAAUGCUGUGGUGUAAAAAAAAGCAAAAGGUAAAAAAAAAAAUUACGCAUUUGAUGGAAAGAACGCCUUGACUGUUAAUCCUGACCAUUAAAACUGUCUAGUAUGGAUGUAUUAUGGGUACCUGUUAUGCUUUAGGGUUGCGUGGAAGCCAUUGGCACAGGGAACAUUACUUGGGCAGAUGGAAGAAUGGAUUCCACAAAAUAUCAGCAAAUGUGACACAGUCAGGAAACUAAAGCUCAAAAGAGUCUGGCUUCUGCAACAGGACAAUGAUCCAAAACAUACAUCAAAAAUCCGUCAUGAACUACUUAUUUAAAAAUGCAGCUUUUGGAAUGACACUCACACUCCACUAAGUUCAACACUGCCAAAAAUCUGUGAGUACAUCUUAAACAUGCUAUGCAUGCAAGACUGUCCAAGAAAAUAUGAAGAGUGGU